UUCCGCUCUCGGACUGGGAGAGGUGCUGCGAGUACUGCUCCGUGAGCGCCCUGCUGGGAGCAGAGGAGAGAGCGGGCGAAGCCGGAACCCGGCCAUGGACUUGGUGGCCUUUGAAGAUGUGGCUGUGAACUUCACACAGGAAGAGUGGGUUUUACUGGAACCUUCUCAGAAGAACCUGUAUAGAGAUGUGAUGUUGGAUAUCUGCAGGACCCUUGCUUUUAUAGGAAAUGAAAGGCAAGACCGAAACACUGAAGAACAGUAUAAGCAUCCUGAGAAAAGUCUAAGGCAUAUCAUAUCUCACUCUGGAUAUACACCUGAGCCUGAGGACUAUGGUAAGAAGCAAUAUACAUAUGAACAGUGUUGGAAAACCUUAAAUUCUCUCACAAGUAUUCAAAGAUACAUUGGGACCCACACUGGUAGUGGACAUUAUGGAUGUGAGGUAUGUUCAGAUUUCUCUGGUUUUUCCAGCUCAUUUAGAAUACAUCAACAAACUCACAGUGAAAAACAACUCUAUGAAUAUAAUCAAUGUGGAACUUCCUUCAUUUGUUCUGAUUUACUUUGCACAUAUGGAAAAACUCAUAAUGUAGAAAAAUGUUAUGAAUAUAAUAAAUAUGAUAAAGCUGUAAGUUCUUCCAGUUUUCUUCAGAGACAUGAACAGUUUCUUCCUGGAGAAGCACAUUCUGAAUAUAAACAGAAUGAUAAGCCCUUUAGACAUCACAGAGCUCCUCAACUGCAUGAAAUUCCUUGUACUGAAGAAAGCCCCCAUGAAUAUAAUAAACAAUGUGGCAAUAUUCUCAGUUUUUCCUGUUCCCUUCAAUUUCAGAAAAAAACUCAUACUGCAGAAAAGCCCUUUGAAUGUAAACAGUGUGGUAAAGCUUUCACAUAUCACAGUUAUCAUCAAGUACAUGAAAGAGCUUAUACUGAAGAAAGACCUUAUGUAUGUGAACAGUGUAAUAAAUCAUUCCAAGAGCACAGUUCACUUCAAAGACAUGAAAGAAUUCAUGCUGAGGAAAAACCCUAUAAAUGUAAACAAUGUGGCAAGUCUUUCAUUUAUCCCUAUUUACUUAAAAUACACAAAAGAUCACAUACUGGAGAGAAAUCCUUUAAAUGUAACCUAUGUAAUAAAGCCUUUCUAUGUCCCUCUUUCCUUCAAAGACAUGAAAGAACUCAUAUUGGGAAAAAACUCUUUGCAUGUAAACAGUGUGGCAAAUACUUCAGAGACUAUAGUUCCCUUCAAAGACAUAAAAUAAUUCAUGCUGGGGGCAAACCCUAUGAGUGUAAACAAUGUGGCAAAGCCUUCAGAAGUCUCAGUUACCUUCAUAUACACCAAGAAACUCAUACUGAAGAAAAACACUUUCAGUGUAAACAAUGUGGUAAAAUUCUCAGUUGUUUAAAUUCUCUACAAUUACAUAAAAGAACACAUACUGGAGAAAAACCUUAUUCAUGUAAACAGUGUGGUAAAUCCUUCAGGGGUUUUGGUUAUCUUCGAGUUCAUGAGAAGACUCAUAAUAAAGAAAACCCCUAUGAAUGUAAACAGUGUGGUAAAACUCUCAGUUGCUCAAGUUCCCUUCAAUUACAUGAAAAACCGUAUGAUUGUAAACAAUGUGGCAAAACCUUCAGAGGUCUCAGUCGUCUUCAUAUACAUGAAAUAACUCAUACUGGUGAAAAACCCCAUGGGUGUAAACAAUGUGGCAAAGCCUUCAUCUAUCAUAGUUUACUUAGAGUACAUGAAAGAACUCAUACUGGUGAAAAACCUUAUGAGUGUAAACAAUGCAAUAAAACUUUCAGAAGUCUUAGUAAUCUUAGAGCACAUGAAAGAACUCAUAGUAGUUUCUAUGAAUGUAAACUAUGUGGUAAAACUCUCAGUUCUUCUAGUUCUCUUCACUUGCAUGAAAGAAUUCAUACUGGAGAAAAACCCUAUCAAUGUAAGCAAUGUGACAAAGCCUUUAUUCGUCUCAAUAAUCUUCGAGUACAUGAAAGAGCUCAUACUGGAGAAAAACCUUACAAAUGUAAACAGUGUGGUAAAGCUUUCACAAGUCCCAGUCAUCUUCGAGUCCAUGAAGGAACUCAUACUGAAAGAAAACCCUAUGAAUGUAAACAAUGUGGUAAGUCUUUUAUCUCUCGAUGUUUACUUCAAAUGCAUGAAUGGUCUCAUACUGGAGAGAAACCCUAUAAAUGUAAGAUAUGCAAUAAAGCCUUUCGUUGUCCCUCCUUUCUUCAAAGACAUCAAAGAACUCAUACUGGAGAAAAACCUCAUGAAUGCAAACAAUGUGAUAAAGCCUUCAGUAGUCACAGUGCCCUCCGAUUACAUGAAAGGACUCAUUCUGGGGAAAAACCUUAUGAAUGUAAACAGUGUGGAAAAGCCUUCAAGGGUCUUUCUUGUCUUCAAAGACAUGAAAGAACCCAUACUGGGGAAAAACCCUAUGAAUGUCAACAAUGUGGUAGAGCUUUCAGAUGUCCCAGUUUGCUUCAAGAACAUGAAAGAACUCAUACUGGAGAAAAACCCCACGAAUGUAAACAGUGUGGUAAAACCUUCAGAUGUCUUGGUUAUUUUCGAAUACAUGAAAGAACUCAUAGUGGUAUAUAUGACUGUAAACAGUGUGGUAAAAUUCUCAGUUGUUCCAGUUCCCUUCAGUUACAUGAAAGAACUCACACUGGAGAAAAGCCCUAUGAAUGUAAGCAGUGUGGUAAGACCUUUAGAGGCCAAAGUUCUCUUCGAAGGCAUGAAAGAAUUCAUUCUGGAGAAAAACCUUACAGUUGUAAGCAGUGUGGUAAGUCCUUUAUUUAUCCAUGUUUUCUUCAGACACAUGAAAGAUCUCAUACUGGAGAGAAACUCUAUAAAUGUAAUAUAUGUAGUAAAGCCUUCCUUUAUCCUAGUUUGCUUCAAAUUCAUGAAAGAUCUCAUACUGGUGAGAAGCCCUAUGAAUGCAAACAAUGUGAUAAAGCCUUCAGACGCCACAGUUCCCUUCAAGUGCAUGAAAAAACUCAUGCUAGAGGAAAAAACCCAUAAAUGUAAACAAUGUGCAAAAACUUUUAAAGAUUUCCUUCAAAUGUAUAGAAGAUGGGAGGAAAACCCAAUAAAAAUAAAACAAGUAGUAAAACGUGUGUGUGUGUGUGUGAUAAUAUAGAAAAACAUCAUGGGAAUCCUGCAUGAGAAUAUCUUCAAUUUAUUCGAUUAUAUUGAAGAACUGAUUCUGGAUGAAAACCCUGCCAAUUAAUGGAAUGUAUAGACACCUUCAUGUCUUGCACAUGCACUCAAAGACACUUGAUUGUGCACAGUGGAGAUGGGCCUUUGUUGUCUGACUCUUCAGGGAAGAUAUGAACAAACAUCUACUCACCCUGUGUAGGACACCAGUGAUCAACCAAACUAAUGAUUCCACCAAAGAUCAGCUUGUCAAGCCAAUUAGUUUAUUGGGGUUAUUUACAAGAUGGUGAGUUGGAGUGUUACUUACAGGAACAUGGAUGACUGAGAAGCAGCCUGCAUCACAAAAACAUCCACCCCAGCAAGAGUGGCAACUCAUUACAGCUGCAUCCUUGGAAUUCCCUGCUCUACUUCUAGCCAGCUCAGGUGAUGGGAGACUCUUCCAACCCAGCAGCCAUUACUGCUUAUAUAACCUUUGUGAAUUUUGUAAGUUUCCGGACCUUACUGAGACUGGUGAUGUUUGUCUACUUCCUGACCCUUGUAAAUUUUGUUUACUACCUGGGUUUUUAAGGGCAUCCCUCUAUCAUCGAAUGUUGCAGUUUGUAUAAUAGUCUACAAUCAUUUGUUCAAGAAAACAGGAAAGCUUUGUCCUCUUAAAAUUAAGAGUGGGAGUUAUUCCUGAUUACUUUUAGGAUGUUCUUUUCUGAUUCAUGUUCACUUCAUUAUUAGAUUUUUUUCUUUGUCCUGAGCUAGUAAAAUUGACAAUGAAAGGCUGCAGGGGAGAUUUUGGUAAGUAGAAGUGUGUUCAAAUUCCUGUCCUGGUCACUUCCAUGAGCUUAACAUUUCCAAGACUUUUCAUUUUUAAAACAGUAAGUAGUAACACCAAGUGUAUCAUAUUGUUAAGAAUUAGAAAUAUGUGAGGGCAGGGAGAUAGCUUCAUUCUGCAGGAGGGAAUGCUUUGAUUCAUAGGAAAUAGCUACACAGUACCUUAUAGUAAUGGACAUUGGAUUGAAACUCUAUCAGUUUGGAAAGUGAAGUGUUUUUCAUUUCAACAACUACAAUAAAAGUCACAUAAGAACUCCCAGUGGAAGCAAUUGUAUAC
Nannospalax galili (Upper Galilee mountains blind mole rat) is the source of this 4244-nucleotide messenger RNA. Its product is annotated as zinc finger protein 709-like. The transcript has 4 exons. Gene Ontology annotation, biological process: regulation of DNA-templated transcription. NCBI's taxonomy places the organism in Eukaryota, Metazoa, Chordata, Mammalia, Rodentia, Spalacidae. Bases 95 to 3010 code for a protein of 971 amino acids. The record is from RefSeq and is a predicted model, not a curated record.